Messenger RNA from Lachancea nothofagi CBS 11611, 2568 nucleotides. Lineage: Eukaryota; Fungi; Ascomycota; Saccharomycetes; Saccharomycetales; Saccharomycetaceae. The record is from the annotation of a GenBank genome assembly.
AUGGACAACUUGCAGGUAUUAUCUCAGCCUAGUCUGGUGAAUAGUGGUAAUGCAGAACGGUCACGAAGUGUCUCGUUCUCAAAACUGAUACCACGCUCGUUUCGCAAGCCAAGUGGGAGCAGCCCUGGUGCUGAAAUUGUCGCUGGCUCGACAAGCUUGGCUGAGGGAGCGGAAACAGGAGAAGCGUUGGAUUCGGAAGAUCCAUCACGUGGUACUGACCCGCAGGUAACUGAAGAACAAUUGUCAGAGGCAACACCACCACAGCAGGUUUCGCCAGACUUGGCGACCCCACAAACGGGCAAAUUAUCCGCGCGGCUGAAAAAAAUGUUCAAGAGUGGAUCGAAGACCCCAGACCGCGAAGCCUCUGAAACUCCGGACUCAACACCAGAAAUACGCAAUGAUGAAAAGGGUGAAAGCGAACAACAUCAGGCUUUAGAAGCAGACGAGCAUCUGCAGACAAUCGGUACUCCAAUAGGACGAGCUAGGUCACCUUCCACACCAAUCAUGCCUAGUCACGUUUUGCAAUCAAAACUGGACAACACUUACAGCCCUAAUCAGCCUGUAUCGAGCAUUAAAGACGGAAGCAGGUCCGCCGUAGACCGUCGCAAUACCAGAUCAGAUACUGUACGCAGCAGCAAUCCUUAUUUUGCUUGUCAAGGACUACCUCCUCAUGCUCUGUCAUCCCAGGACUUCGAUCCCGCCAACGUCUCAAACAGUACUCGCUAUGAUGACUCCACGAUUCUUAUGACACCUCCUCCUACCAGCUCUACAGGGGCUACAUCUUAUUUCCAAAACGAGUACCGGAAUAACAGCAAUAAGUCUCUCAACGAUAUCAACGAAAAUGAAGAGGUAGAGGAAUUCAAGUCCUCCGGUCCAGUUGAUUAUCCGCCGACCCCGAAAAGUCCCGCUGAAAGAGUGGCCUCAGCACCUACAGUACCUUUUUCUAGGAGUUCUCUGAGUCCCCAAAUAUUUCCAGAGAAAAUGAUUCCAAGUCCACUAAUCAUUGUGAAUGCAAAUAGUAGUGACUUUUCCGAGCAGAAUGGAAUGCCACCCUUGCCGCCUCCAGCUAUACACGAACUAUCUGAAGAAUCUGAGGCAUCUCCUGUGAAGCCGACUUUAAGAAGAGUAGCGUCGGAACCAAAUGCUUUGAAGAAACUGCCAGCGCCUGCAUUGGCCGCUGCGGCAAAAUCUCGUGGUAGGCAUAGCGGGUCCGCCCCACUUUCUUCUUCUGCUAUGACCUCCCCCACGACCGAAUUUCCAGCAGACUUCGAUGAACCACAACGGUCUCGCCGUUUGAGAAACAAGUCAUUCAGCAGUAAGUUUAAAGAGGUCAUCGUUGGACCCAAAUCAUUUGAGAAAAUUAAGCUUUUGGGCCAAGGUGAUGUAGGGAAAGUCUAUCUAGUCAAGGAAAAGGAAACUAAUCGACUUUACGCACUGAAGAUAUUUAGCAAAGCAGAGAUGAUUAAAAGGAAGAAGAUUAAAAGAAUUUUAGCGGAGCAAGAAAUUUUGGCGACUAGCAAUCACCCUUUCAUUGUUACUCUCUAUCAUUCAUUUCAAUCAGAAGAUUACCUCUACCUUUGUAUGGAGUAUUGUAUGGGAGGUGAAUUUUUCCGAGCUUUGCAGACUAGGAAGACUAAAUGCAUUGAAGAAGAAGAUGCUCGUUUUUACUCCAGCGAAGUGACAGCUGCUAUUGAAUAUUUGCAUUUAAUGGGUUUCAUUUACCGAGAUCUGAAACCGGAAAACAUUUUACUGCACAAAUCGGGACACAUCAUGUUGUCUGAUUUUGAUCUUUCCGUGCAAGCGAAGGACACAAAAAACCCAGUGGUGAAAGGUUCUGCCCAAGCUUCAAUGGUGGACACUAGAAUAUGCUCUGAUGGGUUCAGAACUAAUUCUUUUGUUGGAACCGAAGAAUACAUCGCACCAGAGGUCAUUCGAGGUAAUGGACACACGGCUGCGGUGGAUUGGUGGACUCUUGGUAUUCUCAUCUACGAGAUGCUAUUCGGAUUUACACCUUUCAAAGGUGAUAAUACGAACAAAACUUUUUCGAACGUUCUGAAAAAUGAGGUCAGCUUUCCGAACAACAACGAGGUCUCAAGAAGUUGCAAGGAUUUAAUCCGAAAACUACUUAUUAAAAGUGAAGGGAAACGUUUAGGAUCCAAGUUCGGUGCUAGCGACAUCAAGAAGCAUGCAUUUUUCAAGAAGGUACAAUGGUCUCUUUUAAGAAAUCAAGAGCCGCCUUUGCUUCCUGUCUUGACUGAAAAUGGGUAUGACUUCACUAGGUUAUCAAGCAACGCAAACAAAGGAACAGUCAAGAAAGAAAGCCCCAGUACGCAUUCGGGAGUUGUAGACGCGAUGGCCGAACAAGAAAAAAUAAUGUUUGAGGAACAAGUUGAACGCGAUGAUAUUGUUUCCGAUGAUGAUCCGUUCCAUGAUUUUAACUCCAUGAGCUUGAUGAAGCAAGAUAACAAUUCAUUGAUCUAUGGCGACAACAAUUCGUAUGGAAAGAUUUCGUAUACACCGAACCAGAAUAGAUCGAGGAGCAAUAGCCAUCGCUUCUUCAAAAGAUGA